AUGACCUCUCAAACCUCCAAAAUCUCUCCCUUCACAAACGCGGUCAUCACAGCUGUUCGACAGUUGUAUCCCGAAGUCCUAGCAGACAAAUCUUUUGAUAAUACCGGUUUAUUGCUGGAAGCGCCGCACCGAGAUCAUUUGAAGAAAUCGGUGCUGCUGACGGUUGACUUGACGACGGCGGUGGCGGACGAGGCUAUUAAGAGGGGGGAUUCGAUCGUGAUUGCGUAUCAUCCAAUCAUAUUCCGCGGUCUCAAAUCACUCACCCAGAGCAACACCCAAACAAACACCCUCCUCCGUCUCGCCCAAGAAGGCAUCUCAGUAUACUGUCCCCACACAGCAGUAGAUGCCGCUCCAGGCGGACUAAAUGACUGGUUAUGUGAUAUUUUCUCCAGUCUUGGACCAAGCGAGCGCACAAACAUAACACCCCACCCCUCACCACCCUCAACUAUGUCCACAGCAGGCUACGGUCGUAUCCUGCGCUUCUCCACCCCGCAACCCCUCAACACCUUGAUCAAAGCCAUAACAACCUCCCUUAACAUUCCCUACCUGUCCGUAGCGACACCGCAAUCACUCUCCUCAAACUCUGCACGCGCUCACCCAAUAUCUUCAAUCGGCAUUUGCGCCGGCUCCGGCGGUUCCAUGCUCAAUGGCCUUGAUGUUGAUUUGCUAUUCACGGGUGAGCUGUCGCAUCACGAAGCGCUGGCCGCGAUUGAGAUGGGGAAGUGUGUGAUUACUGCGUUUCAUAGUAAUACUGAGAGAGCGUUUUUGGGGGACAGAAUGAAAGGGUUGUUGGAGAAGGAGGUUACUGGGGUAAUUGCAGGGUUGAGACAGAAGGGGACGUGGAAGGUGGAUGAAGGUUUUGAGGUUGGUGUUAGUGAGGCUGAUAGGGAUCCUUUUUAUGUCGUUGGGAGGGGGGUUGAGGGGUGGUGA
Molecule: messenger RNA, 930 nt
Organism: Glarea lozoyensis ATCC 20868
Lineage: Eukaryota; Fungi; Ascomycota; Leotiomycetes; Helotiales; Helotiaceae
Product: NIF3 (NGG1p interacting factor 3)-like protein
Exons: 5
Coding region: 1-930 (309 amino acids)
Cellular component (GO): cytoplasm; mitochondrion
Source: RefSeq, a predicted model, not a curated record